Cercospora beticola is the source of this 1877-nucleotide messenger RNA. RefSeq lists its product as uncharacterized. Lineage: Eukaryota; Fungi; Ascomycota; Dothideomycetes; Mycosphaerellales; Mycosphaerellaceae. The record is from RefSeq and is a predicted model, not a curated record.
AUGUCCCAGGGCAGAUGUUCCAACUGCGUUUACCAUGGUACACCGCAUUCGCAGUGCAAGCCAAGCACCAAGGCUUUCGAGUACCACCUCUACGAUCAGGCAUACAAUGCUCCGGAUUCGAAGCUGCGUCAACCGAAGGCUAGAAAGCAACCGAACCUGCCGCCACCAGGUUAUGGCUUGCUGCCGAAUGGCCCAGCUCCGUUGCUACCACCAGAGCUGGUGCAUGACCCCUUCAGAUAUCUUGCAGUGCCUCCGAAUUACGAGGAUAACAGCACGGAGAUGUCGGACGCCCCGGUGCCAUACGGUAUUGCCCACUCUACUGGCAUGACGCCUCCUCCAAAUGCUCCAGGCAACCCGAAUUUCGACUUCAGCUUCGGCUACCCAUCGCCGGCACCGAUACCUGCGACAGUUCGUUCGCGUUACACGCCCGGCUCUUACAGCAUGCCCGGUCCAUAUAGCACGCCCACGUCGUACUACACCCACGACUCCUCCUACAGGACUGGUCCUUCUUACAUGGGCGGUCCUUCGUAUGCCCCGGGUCCUUCAUAUGUGCCGGGCGCUUCCUACACGCCCUAUGCGCCAGGUUCAUCAUACACGCCAGAUCCUUGCUAUGCGCCUGGUCCUUCAUACGGGAGUGGUCGUGGAUACUCAAGAGGUCGCGGAUACUCAAGAGGCCGUGGAUAUGGAAAUGGUCGUGGAUAUGUGAGGGGAUCAUCUUACCCGAAUGCUCCAUCGUACAGGCCCGGUCGCGCUGGCUAUGGAAAUGGCAUUCCCGGUUCUUACGGUCCACCACACCCGAUCCACGGCCCAUACUAUGGCAAUAGACAUGGCGGUUACAUCUACCAGCCGCCCUCAAUGCCAGGCCACUACACUCAGCCAUACUUGGCAGCCCAGACUGUGCAUCACCAGUGGUAUGAGGCCGAGCAGGACACUGAAGAUGGCGAUUCCUCCACAACCUCUUCUUCAUCGCCCUCAUCGCCGACGACAGAAGAAGCAACGUCAUCAAGCUCUUCUGAGGAGGAGCAGACUCCCGUCCGCUCCAACAAGAGGACGAUGAAGGAUUCCACCGCGCCUGACAGUUCCAAGGCUCAGUGGGUACAGUCUUCAGCACCGCAACAAGAAACCUCUGCUGGCGAUGGGCGACCUUCAGCUCGUUCCCGCCCACUGAAGCGCCGACUGUCUCAGAUGGACCCCGGAGCUGAGAUGGAGAAGGAAGACAAGCCGUCCAGGGUCAGAGUCAAGAAGGAGGAGCCAUCUCAGGAUGCAGACGUUGAGAUCAAGAAGGAGGAGCUGUAUGAGUAGACGACAUACAGGUGUCGAAGGGGCCGGCCGUUCUCGAGACGAUUCGUUUGGAAGAUUAGCCUCGAAUCAGAGUUGCACUACUCUCAGUGUAGGUAGUUCUGGUGUUGGCUCGAAACCAUCGUGUCUGCCGUCUUUCUGUCUCAUUCCUUUUCGCUAUGCUUGUUUAUGGUCUUUUGCCUUCGGUAUUGCUUGAGGUAUUACUUGCGUUACGCGGUUCCUCAUACUGGGGUUCUGUUCCCGCGAUUCGUCGUACGCGUCCAUUCUUGAGAGCAGGUGUAUCUCACGGUGGCCACAGAAUAGCUUGGAACAGUGUUGUGCAAUGCAGAAGGCUGAAAUGGCCAACUCAAGCAGGCCUGAUGUCGGCUACGGGUAUGUUCCUGGCCUGACCUGUCUGCGAACCGAGGAGCAACAAGCACAUACCUCCUACGAGACACACUCCGCAGCGCAUGCCAGCAUACGCUGAAGCUAAGCAACGCUCAUUCUGCCACCAAUACCCUCGCCCUUCUUCGCUCGCAUGAUAGUUCUUCCUGGAGGCUUCCGAGCAAUUUCUUCCAAGACAUAUCGCAUGCCGAGAC